GCAUAACACCGCCAUUCGCAACAAAACAUUUUAAAGCUCUCUAUAGACAUUAGUAUGCCAUGACAUUUGGUUAAAGAGGAUUAUUAACUUUUACUAGAAAUAGCACACAUAUAAUAAGGAUUAAAAGAUGGGUGGUCAUAUAGGCUCUAUUUAUACAGUUAUUUUAAUCUUUAUUUCUUGCUUCAUGUUGUUAUUAUUUGUAUCACACAUUUCCUUAUGAACACAAUCCAGGAAGCAGGUACGUGGGAAAGGUGCACACGUGUGUGGGCCUAUACGUCACAAAUAAAACUUCACAAAAGAAGAAAUUGAAGUGCAGCUUAUUAAUAUCGGAUAGCUUUCGUGCCGAUUUGCACAAAAUCUUCGGUUAAUGGCGUUUGACUGAGCACAGUAUUACUCUCCCCCAGAUUAGCAGACGGGCAGUAAUGGGGGCGAAAAGAAAGAAGGCUGGGAAUUGACAUCACAAAUCCAGCACGACCGCAGACGGCUAAGCGUACGACUCACAACCCGGGCAGAGACGCUCCAAACAUCGGCGCGCUUUGCACCGCAUCUCCGUACUACGGGUCUGUGUGUCGGGAGCGGUUCGAAGCCCAGAAGAUACCCAAGGCUCAGUUCAGGAACUAUCAUCAUAACAUGAUGGAGAUCCUGAAAGUGAUCGUGAAACAGCUUUAACAUUCGAGCAUGAAUGCCGUAAACCCACCCCGUCUCCGCCCAUGCACGAGUUUCUGUUCAGUGCAGUUUUCCGGGUUGCUGACGGUACAAAUGCGCCCCUCACGCGGGCUGCUGGCAGACAGCACAGAUGAAGCCCCUCAGCAGUUUGCCCCUGGGUCCUGCCUCAUUUCUGCUUCUGCUGGUCAGCCUCACAGCCGUCCACUCCAGCGGACCAGUGCUGACCUGCUGUCUGAAGACGUCCAAAACCGUGCUGAGGGUACAACAGAUAAGGAACUAUUACCAGCAGAGUGCGGGCCUGUGUCCAGUGGAUGCCGUCAUAUUCGUUGUCGGAAAGAAAAAGGUAAAGAUCUGUUCCAGCCCCGAUGAGCCUUGGGUGAGGAAGGCCAUGAAGUCUGUGGACAGCAGAAGGAGGAGAAGGCUGUGGGGGGAGCAGGAGGUGCCGCGGAAGAAGAAGCCGACCUCUGUGCGGAGAAGAGCGCCCCCUGCUGAUUAAUUACAGCUUGCAUUUUUCUGGAAUGUUUUGCCAAUAUGUGAAAUAUUGGAAUAUGAAUAUAUUUUAGGCGUGCCGUCUAGUAUCUGCAUCUUGUAUUAAUUUUCUUUUUCAUGUGCUUUAUUUUCUGCAUACAGAACAUGCUGAUUGUGUGUACACCUGAUUUCCCCCUUUAAACAAAGUCAUUUCAAAGAUAUUUUAAAAGUUUAUAAGAAUUCUGAACCUUGCCCAUUUUCAUGAAACGUCCUGAGAUUAAAUAUUAAUUUAUUAUUUCAGCUAUAAAUAAUCUGAUUAUGGGUUAAACUGUCUGACAUUUUGGUCACAAUUUGUUUGUGGUUUUAAUGUUGCUAUAAGAAGGAUAAAUAAAACUCGUUGUUUAA
Messenger RNA from Paramormyrops kingsleyae, 1539 nucleotides. The record is from RefSeq and is a predicted model, not a curated record. NCBI's taxonomy places the organism in Eukaryota, Metazoa, Chordata, Actinopteri, Osteoglossiformes, Mormyridae.